AUGGUAGAUACUGUUAAAUUUAAAGAACCAAGCAAUUAUACAUGUUCUACAUGUAACACAUGUUUUUCUUCUGCUUGGAAAUUACUUAAACACGUUCAGCAAUCACAUGGCUUAAAAAUAUAUGUUGAGGAAUCAGCUCAUUCAGAAGAAUUAGCUGUAAAAAGUGUAUCCAAUUCGUCCAUGGUAUCAUCUCUUUCAGAAUCAAUGCCAAUAUCAUUUGUGCAGUCCUUACAAAAACAGACGAGUAACUGUUCUUCCAGCAAUAUCAGUAUGUCCAGUUCUCUGAGUACUACAUCUUCAAAUAAUAAUAACAGUCAUGGCUCGUCCCAACAACAAACACAUCACCAACCUGAGCAACAGCAUGCAACAACAAUUGUGGCAGUAGCUGUUGAGCAACAGAAGCAACAGCAAAACAGUAUCACAACAGCAAUGAAAAAUGCUCAAAAUUUGGCUACAGUUACUGCUGCUGGCAUGCGACAUCAUUCAUUACUACCUCCAACAGACAUACAUGGAAAUCCGUUUAAUAUUCUUCGGAUGCCAUUACCAUCCAAUAUUUCACAUAAUCCAGUAGUUCCUUCAGUUACGCCUUUAUUUUCCCGUCCAGAACAUUAUCGUAUGGAACAAUUAGUUUCAGAGCAGUUUCGUCAUCAUGGGAUUAAUUUUGCUGCUGCAGCUGUAGCAGCAGCCAGUUCAUUUACAUCAUCCCACUCUUCGCAAUUGACACAAAAUAAUAACUCAAAUGAACAAUGUACAAUGAACAAUAACCAACGCAAUGCAGUAGCAACGCCUAGCCCCAUUCAACCACCAUGUGGGAUAGCACCACAACAAAUCACCAAUAAUCUAGAACCUCAGAUGGAUUUUUACUCACAGCGAUUGCGUCAGCUUGCAGGAACAAAGAGUCCUGGAGCUGGAAAUAUUGUUAACUCGAACUCGCCGAGUCCUGGACAAAAGCAAUCGCCACAUUACGCGAGUGCAUCUCCCACUCACUUACCCACUUCAUUAGUUACUAGUUCUACUCGAUCCCAAACACAUUCACCAACGGAAAAUAAUAAUAUAAUGACUAAUGAAAACGAAAGUAUUAACUCAACUUGUACACCUCCUUCCAAAGUAAUACAAGAUAGUGCUGUAAUACACGCAUGCGGUUUUUGUGAUAAAAAGUUUCGAUAUGAAAAUAAUCUUAUUAUUCAUCAACGAAAUCACACUGGUGAAAAACUUUAUAAGUGUACGAUUUGUGAUUACGAAUGCUCUUAUAUAAAUAAACUAAUGAAACAUAUGCGAGUGCAUCGCAGUCCUGGAAGUUUUGAAAGUUCAAUUGAAACAAAUGAUGCUGAAGAAUCUGCUCAAGAAGAGGAAAAUGAAGAGGAAAUAAAUGAGGAAGAUGACGAAGAAGACACUGAAGAAACUGAUGAAGCAUAUUAUGAAGCUGAAGAUUUAAGCAUAAGCAGUCGUUUGGAGUCUAAAUGCGAAAGUUCAAAAUUAAUAAAUGUUGGAGCUACAUCACUUGUAGGAGAAUUAAUGGAUAAAUUCGGUCUCUCAAAUAUUGCGCAAUAUUCUGAAGCUUAUAAACUAGCUUUACAGGAAUCAAAUAAUUUUAAGAUUAAAGAUAAUAAAGAGCAUGAUCAUACCAACUCUAAUAAUUCCUCAUUUCAACCAUCAUCACAAAAACUUAAUGGCAUACCAGUUGCAAUACGGCUACAGGAUGAAAUUACGAAAAGUAUAUUUCAACAACCAACGCAACAAGAAACAUCUUCACAAGUUCCACUAUUUAAUCCAUUUCAAAAUCCCUUUGAGUUGUCGAAACGUUUAAAAAUGGAAGGGAGUGGUUGGUGGAGUGUGUCUUCACUUCAUCGCAAUGAAUCAUUAUUUGAAAAUCUUAAACUUAAACCAUUAGGACAUGGAUCAGCCAAUUCUUUACUUCAAAACUCCCUGAUAAAAAAAGAAAAUCGUCAACGUAAUGAUACUUGUGAAUUUUGUGGUAAAGUAUUUAAAAAUUGUUCAAAUUUAACUGUGCAUCGUCGCAGUCAUACUGGUGAAAAACCUUAUAAGUGCGAAUUGUGUUCCUAUGCAUGCGCUCAAAGCUCAAAGUUAACACGUCAUAUGAAAACCCAUGGGCGAACGGGAAAAGAUGUUUACCGUUGUCGAUUCUGUGAUAUGCCUUUUAGUGUGCCAAGCACAUUAGAAAAACACAUGCGUAAAUGUGUUGUUAAUCAAGGAAAAUCCUCAGGUCCUGUGAACAGUGUAGCAAUUACUCAGGGUACAGUACAACAUUUACAAUCACAAAUAUCAUCGCAACAGCUAUCACCUCCAUUUACAUCUCAAUUUUCAAACUUAGGACACAGCAACAUUUCACUUCCAGCAAGUAUAUGCGGCGAUAAUGAUUCAAAUACGUCAGCAAGUUUGCCGCUUCAGCCAAUAUCUAUUAAAGACGAUGCAUGACUUCCUCCUCAUUACUCCAUUAAUAUUGAUGUUUCCCAAAAUUUGAAGCAAAUACAAAAACAGAUUCAACUAGAUCACUUGUCUCGUCUUCGAACAUCUACAUCAAAUCUAAUUAUGUCUCGAACGUAUUAAACAAAUAAAUGAAUACAAUAUUCCGUUGCCCGUAUUCAGUUUCUUUAAGCAGAUAAAUUUCCCACCUAUAUUUAAAUGGUUAACAAAUAUAUGUAAAUAUUGAUUCCUGU
Molecule: messenger RNA, 2678 nt
Organism: Teleopsis dalmanni
Lineage: Eukaryota; Metazoa; Arthropoda; Insecta; Diptera; Diopsidae
Gene: Cph
Product: B-cell lymphoma/leukemia 11A
Exons: 2
Coding region: 1-2436 (811 amino acids)
Biological process (GO): regulation of transcription by RNA polymerase II
Cellular component (GO): nucleus
Molecular function (GO): RNA polymerase II cis-regulatory region sequence-specific DNA binding; DNA-binding transcription factor activity
Source: RefSeq, a predicted model, not a curated record